CUCUGCCGUCCCUGCACUUCACAAUCAACACUUUCCACCUACUGAAAACCUAAGAAACUAAAACACGAAUGUCUGCUGAGAGAACAAUUGCACUCAUCUCUGGUGCCAACUCUGGCAUUGGACUUGCUGUUGCCACUCAACUUGCCCAGGAUCAUGGAUUCCAUGUCAUCGUUGGCUCCCGAAGCGCAGAUGCCGGAGGAAAGGUUGCAGCUUCCCUGGCAGCAGCUGGAAAUUCAGCUUCCUCGGUCCAGCUUGACAUCACCUCAGACCAGUCAAUUGAAGCAGCUGUUGGGGCUGUCGAACGUGAAUUCGGAGUGUUGGACGUGCUGAUCAACAACGCCGGCAUCAUGCUUGAUACUCGGAAAGAUGGUCGAUCGACACGUGAGCUUUUCACCGAGACUUUCAACGCCAAUAUCAUCGGAGCGGCCUGCUUGACGGAAGCAUUUUUGCCGCUACUGCGCAAAUCCUCAUCAACACGAGUUUUAUUUGUCACGUCGCGCAUGGGAUCGAUUUCUGAGGCGACUAACAAUUCGACCAUGUACUACAACCUGGACUACCGGGCGUACGAUUGCAGCAAAGCCGCCCUGAAUAUGCUGGCAGUCAACUAUGCCAGGAUCCUUGAAGACGUCGGAGCCAUGGUGAAUGCGGUAUGCCCUGGAUUAGUGAAGACUAAGCUUACGAACAACCAUCCAUACGGGUCUUCGCCUGAACAGGGAGCACAGCGUAUCGUUGAGUUGGCGACUGCUGCGAAGGGAGGCCCGACAAUGACGUUUUCCGAUAAAGAUGGUGAUAUCCCUUGGUAGUCAUUGCGAUCAUAGAAGAGUUUAUUGGACCGCGAGCACCACCGAGUC
Cladophialophora immunda is the source of this 851-nucleotide messenger RNA. RefSeq lists its product as uncharacterized. NCBI's taxonomy places the organism in Eukaryota, Fungi, Ascomycota, Eurotiomycetes, Chaetothyriales, Herpotrichiellaceae. The transcript has a single exon. The record is from RefSeq and is a predicted model, not a curated record. The coding region runs from base 69 to 803 and encodes 244 amino acids. Gene Ontology annotation, molecular function: oxidoreductase activity, acting on the CH-OH group of donors, NAD or NADP as acceptor.